AUGAGUACCUCUCAUCAUUCAGAAAUUUCUGGGUCACCCCGAUCUCCGGACCUCACUGAUGUUUCCGAUGUAUGUGACAGUUCUAAGACUAUAAAGACACGAGCUGUCAAGACAACAUCAACGGCAGAAGCUGUACAGAAACUAAAAAUCCAACAAGCUGUCUUCGGAAAUCCUUCAAGAAUUAUCUCUGACAAAGGAUCUGCUUUCACUUCAAAGGACUUUGAGGAAUGCUGUAAAGAUGAAGGAAUUCAGCACAUACAAAUCACAACAGGCGUUCCAAGAGCCAACGGCCAGAUCGAAAGAAUUCAUGGAACCCUUAACCCAGUGCUUGCAAAACUGUGA
Molecule: messenger RNA, 342 nt
Organism: Stegodyphus dumicola
Lineage: Eukaryota; Metazoa; Arthropoda; Arachnida; Araneae; Eresidae
Source: RefSeq, a predicted model, not a curated record